This is a messenger RNA of Rotaria sp. Silwood2, 897 nucleotides long. The record is from the annotation of a GenBank genome assembly. Lineage: Eukaryota; Metazoa; Rotifera; Eurotatoria; Philodinida; Philodinidae.
AUGAGUCAAGUUCAGAUUAGACAAGUAUCAUCAAAAUCUUUGACAAAUAAUCAACAAAUUAUUGGUUCAUGGUUUCCAACUGGUUAUUAUGGUCAUUUUAGAGCUAAAUCACGUAUUGAUUUAUGUAAUGAUUUUCGUCAAUUUGCUCGACCUAGUCCACCUAAAAAGUUCUUAGAUCGACAAAAUUCUGACGCUACUUCACAUAUGUUUUCUCAACAUGAUAAUCGAUCUAAAUUUGAAUGUGAUCCACUUGUUCGAAGUACUCAAAUAGGUUUUGGUAGACGAAAAUCACAAACAAAUGUACAGGGUAAAUUCGAUCCAUUUUUUAUUAGUUGGAUUCCAGAAAAUGUCAAUCGUAAUAAUUAUAUUGAUGAUAUUAAAACGACUUCAUAUGCUAAUGAUUUUAAUUCGGAUUUAACGUCAUCACAAAUUUUAUUUAAUGCACAACCAAUUGAUUCGUCAUCAUCUUCAAAUGAACUUAGUGUUUAUUCAACUGUUUUUAAUCAUGGUCAACCAGAUGAACAACAAGCAAAACAAAUUCAUCAAGAAACAUUUCAAAGAUAUUCAGCAACUUUAACACGUCGUUCACAAAUACAACAUAAUGAACGAAGUACGAAUGUUGCUUCAUGCCUUGUAUGGAAUAAUCGAAAUAAUGAGAAUGAAUCUACUUCAUUAGAACCUCAUAUUACUCAACAUGAUAUACCUAUAAUUAAGCAACAAAAACCAUAUCAAAGUGAAUCUAUGCAAACGUUUAAAACUAUGACGCAGCCAUAUUUCAAUGCAGCUACAUCGCCAGACUAUCGUCAUAUUCAAGUAAAAUCACCACUUCAACGAGCUAACUCAUUUGGACGAACACGUACUAAUAGCAUGGAACAUCUUAUUACAAAAUAUAUGUAA